Messenger RNA from Microthlaspi erraticum, 432 nucleotides. NCBI's taxonomy places the organism in Eukaryota, Viridiplantae, Streptophyta, Magnoliopsida, Brassicales, Brassicaceae. The record is from the annotation of a GenBank genome assembly.
AUGAAUGCCACAAAGUUUGUUGUGCUUCUGAUCUUGAUAGGAGUUGUGUGUGCCAACGUUGGCGCAAGGCAGCUCCAAGAAGUGCCCAAAGACACCAAACUAGACAUCUCUGUUCCCAAAACUGCCAAUACUAACGGCGUUGGAUCUCAGCUUUCUUUUGUUUUUGCUUACAGUGACGCUUACAGUGAAGGCCUAGGCACGGCUACCGCUGAUGCGGGUCCUGGACGUCCCGGCGCAGGUGCAUCUGGAAGUGGGAGUGCAGGUACCAGAGGAUAUGUCCUUGCGGAGGGUCCCCGCGCAACCGCAUUUUCUGGGAGUAGGGCUGAUAGUCAAGGCCGUGGUAUUGCUUCAGCUAAUCGUGGUGGUGCAGCCGCCGAGGGAGCUGGUAACGGAAGUGCCAAUACAACUACGGGUGGCAGCGCCGGCCCUUGA